GAGCUACAAAACAGUCGUUUAUUUACUCAGAUCAAAAAUCCACAUAGCAAAAAAUGAAAUAUUUUAAGUUUUCAACUUUAUAGAACAAAGUAAUAAUUUAUUCUCCUGGAGAGUUAAGAAUAUUUUCACAACAUGUUUUCAGACUUGAUAUUAUUUGGGACAUUACUGGUGAAUGCAUGUGCUGUUGUUAACUUCAAGCUUAAGCGAAAGAAAGACGAAGCAUUUGAGGUAGCCGUAGAACCCAGUGUAGGAGACAAAGUUAGAGAAUUUUUACUCAGCUUACGGUACUUCAGGAUCUUCAUUGCACUUUGGAAUGUCUUCAUCAUGUUUUGUAUGCUUGUGUUUUUUGGUCAUUGAAAGUGGAUAAAGAGUGAAGAUGAUUUUAUCAGUAGAGAGUUGAUAUCUUGAAAUUUGACAUAUAGCAGGCCUUGUGAUCCUUGUGUCUAGAAUUAUUUACAAAAACAUACUUAAAAAGUUCUGAUGUGAAUAAUUUAUGCUAUAACGUUGAUAAACAUAUGUAUUUAUAAUGGUCCUGUAAUAUAUCCAGGGUCUGUCAUAUUAACCCAAGGUCACAGGCCAAGGGUUGAUACAACAGAUCCAGGAUGUAUUACAGCCUCUUGUUUAUUGUCAGUUUUAUAACUUAUUUAAUACAGGAUCACAGUAAAAUGUUUUUACUUAAAUGUAUGACAUUCUAACACGAUCCGCAGCAAUUGCUAUAUAAACAUAUAGCGAAAUCGCCUAUACAUGAAUUUACGAUAAAAUAUGGUUGGCAGUUACAUUUCACCCCCCUAUGAUUUUAACAUAAGAGAUUCUACUUCAGUUCCAUUACAUACGAAUUAUUUCAGGGCCAAACGGUUGAAAACAACAUUUCAAAAACAUAAAUAUAAUAAAAAGUCAUACUGACUUAUGUGUAGGUCCGUAAAACACGUUCUGAUCUCUACGAGCGAUUCAGUUAGCUCAAUUAUGAUUCAGCGGUGACGUCAUAAAUGUAUGACAUAAAGUAUGACGUCAUAAUGAUGUGACGUCAUAUAAAAGUUAAGCUCGUCACUCGUAACACAGGUUCAACUCGCCUAAUUUGAUGAUUCUGUUCAUAAUUAGUUUGCGGGCUGUUAGAUUACUAAUUUAUGAAUACUUCUCAAAAUUCUAAUAAAAAAGAAGCAAAUAUCUAUACGUUCCAUUGGCUAUGCAACACUUUCUAACCAUAGGGGGUAAAUUGUAACAGCAUAUGACCCGAAUGACGUAUUACGCUGAAAAUGUAGUACUGUAAAAUGCGAAUUAUUUGCGUUGUUAGAAUUGAAAUAAUAAAUAUGUUCCAAUGAUUUUAUCAAUUAAUAAAACAUAGGCAGUCGUUUGGAUGCGAAUAAUUAAAACACUCAUGCUAAGCACUCGUGGUUUAAUUAUUACGCAUCCAAACUCCUGCCCAUAUUUUAUUAACUGAUAAAAUAUAGGAACAGAUUUAUUAUUUCUUAAAUAAAGUAUUUGUAUAAAAACAUUUCUUCAGCAAUUACAUUUUGAUUGACAUGUGUGGCUGUUCCAUAGAAAUCACACAGUAACAAAUGAAAGACUGUCUUAGGCUGGGCAAUACAAGUAACAUUUGCGUGCCCCAUCACUACCAAACUGUCAGUGCUUAAAAUGGUAUAAUCAUGUAAUUAAUUGUGUGUUCUAUGCAUCAUUAUUUUUAUGGAUGCUGGAGCAUGGCAAGACUCAGCCGUGGCAAGUUGCCAGGUGAAACACCCAGAUAGUCAUACAUAGCAUUUUAGUGCUUACUGCCAUACUGUAACUUAACUUUAAGUGUGAUAUAAGGCCCUUGAUGAAAAACUUUGUGUUUUAGUUAUUAUUAAGUUAAAUGUGCUUUUUAUAUAGUAGUAUAUUUUUGUACAUGAAAUAAUGAUUAUAUUACACGUUUUUGUUUAGGUAUUUGUUUUACUGUAAUUGUUUGGAAUGCAAGAUUAAAGCUGCAAAAAAUGGAAACUUUAUUUUGUUUAAUUUAUUUAAGUUGUUCAUAGAAUUUAUUCCUAAGAUAUGUUUGCAUGUGUCUAGUGUGAACUUUGAGAAAAAGUGGGAAAAUGUUACAGAAUUGUAAAAAAAAAAAACAAACAACUUUAAUUUAUUGUAUGUGAGGCAUUAUGGGUUACGAAGACUUAUAAAGUAUUAAACCCUUGAUAUCAGGUCAGAAUUAUAUUUCCCUGAAACAUUUGCUCAGUUAUAAUUAUUGUAUCCAUUUAAAUUGGAUUCUGCUGUUCUGGGAGUAAAAUAAGAAAGACUUUGGGAAAAAGGGAAAAUUAAAUUUAAUUUAUUUGCUCUUGAUUACAUUUCUAAAGGUAUUAACUAUAAGUACAUGUGAAAUACAAGUAAUAUUUUCUUAAAACUGUGAAUGUGAGUAAGGUGAACCACAAAUGAUAUACAUUUGUAAUUCAUUUAAGUAUAAAGGACAGAGUUGUGUAGACUUGGACCUUUGAUAUAUGUGAUAAGUUAAUGUGUAUUAUUUUCACUCAUAGAAUCAUUAGACAUUUUUAUGGCUGAAUGAUAUAGAGAAUAUUAGGUUACUUUCCAUCUGAAUUUAUGUUUAUCCAACAAAUUGGAGAAAGUUUUAUCAACCCGAAGGAUAAACUGGAGUUCAGAUAUUGUUCCAUGUUCAUUUUUCAUAAAUAUUGAAUGUGAUAUAUCACUGGAAAGUUUAUUUCAUCGUCUUUUUUCUCAAUUUCUUUAUUUCUGUUAGAUUUAGUAAUAUUGCCUAUUCAUUUUUUGUUCUAUCUUCAUAAAGGUCAUUUUUCUAAAUUGGCUUGAAGUGAACCGCUCCUGUAGAAACUGGUUCAUUACUUAUCAUUUGCUUCAUCCAUGUAGAUUGUACCAUUAUUUUUCUCAUUUUAAACAAUUACUGUUAAAAUACAUGAAUAAUAAUGUAUACACAGUCAUACAAGAGGGCCAUUACAUGACAAAACGUGCAUUAGUGACAAAAGAUCGAAAUACUGUAAUAAAAUAUUCAUAAGUAACAGUUUUUUUACCUUUCUGAAAAUUUGAAGAAAUUAUAUUCACUAUUUCAAGAUUUUCAAUGCUUUUAAGUUACUGAAGGCAUUUAGAUAAGUGACCUCAAGAACGACGAUGUAUAUCUCAUGUCAAAGUAUGUAUAUCUUUAGCUUAACAUCAUACAUUUGAAUAUUUAAGAGACAGUUUAAAUUGAUUUCACUGAAAAAUAACUUGACCAUGUAUUUUUUGUUUCAUCAUUGAUCUUUUAUCUAUUAGCCUCUGUAUUCUCAUGAUGUUUUAGAAUUUAGGUUGCCAUGACAACACAAAUAAGGUAUAUUUGUAAAAUAUGCUAGAGUAGGAUUUGCCUUAGAUAACUGAACUACAAUACACUAGUUUUUGCGUGAACACAAAUAAAGCAAUGAUUUUUCAGUAUUUUAAACUACUUAUUAUGCAAUCACCACAGGUUUUCUCAUGGAAUGGCCAAAGUAUUUAUAUGUAUAUUAUUGGGGGGCUUAAAGUAUAAAGUAUAUUGUGAAAUGUUUUUUUAUAAAGAAGGGUAUGGAAAUUAAACUAAAAAACAAG
Messenger RNA from Mercenaria mercenaria, 3549 nucleotides. RefSeq names its product small integral membrane protein 7-like. The transcript is spliced from 5 exons. The coding region runs from base 133 to 357 and encodes 74 amino acids. The record is from RefSeq and is a predicted model, not a curated record. Lineage: Eukaryota; Metazoa; Mollusca; Bivalvia; Venerida; Veneridae.